AUGGAGUUAAUAUCAAGCAGAUAUUCUGUUGUGGACGGAUUCUUGAUUGCUAGCCAACAGAAUGGAACGAAAGUAAUUAUUGACCAUGAAACUUGUUGCUUGUCACUCAACAAGGCGGAGAAAGAUCUAAUAAGUGCAAAAAAAUUACGCGACCUUUCUCGAUACAGGAAAAGUAAAAGCAAGUUAGUUGCGUGUGAGUCCCAGCUACUAUUUGAGAUUGUGACCGCAGCCCCUCAAGUGUUUAUUCAGAACAGCAACUAUACUAGAGAAGCCAACAAAGGGAAUAAUAUAAAAUACACCCAAAGCCUGCUUGUUAUCCCUGCCUUUUUUUUCAGUGACGUUAAAAAGUAUUUUUUUUUCAGUCAGGGCAGUAAAGGGCUGCAGUUUCAAACUGGCGACACUCCAACAAGACCACUCGUUGAGGAAAGAGAGGACUUGUUCACUAACCUGGAACUGAAAAAGCCCAAGUUUUCAAUCCAUGAUCUGGACGUUUUAAGGUGCUAUAAAAUUGAUCAAGAUCUUUAUGCACAAGAGUGUUUUUCUCUUCUCUCCUUUUUUCAAACAAAAACAAAAAUGAGCAGCCAAGAUGUAUUGACCCUUGAAACCGCGCUCCCUAUAUUUGACAAAAACCUGAAGAAUUUUGAUCUUGAUCAUUGCAUUAUGAACAAGAUCACAGAUACUGUGGCUCUUCUUCACUUUGUGUUGGUUAAUAUUGGCAUUUUUUCAUUCGGGCAUUCGCCUUUUUUGGGAAAACUAAGUGGAGCACCGAUUCGUAGCCGGAUAGGUCGAUCCUAUAAUCUAGAAGUCAAAUCUAGGUAUCUGGGAAAGCUAUUUCAGAGUGAUAUACAAAGCUAUGAAAUGGACGGCUUAAUAUGCCUACUCCUUCAAAUUUUAGCUUUUCGAACAGAUGAAUACUCAGAUCCUAGCCAAAUCUUAGAAGUUAGAGAAGCUGGGGAUUUUUGCAACAGACUGGCUGCUCUUAUUAUUUGGAUUGGUUACGCAGUCUUUGCGGAAAGCGCUGACAGCGUGAUAUCCUCCGCUAAUUGUAAGCACAAUUCAAGCCUAAAAAGCUUGAUAAGAGUUUACCAAAAAGUCAAGGCACAGUGCGAUACUUAA
This is a messenger RNA of Lachancea thermotolerans CBS 6340, 1116 nucleotides long. Its product is annotated as KLTH0G00396p. Bases 1 to 1116 code for a protein of 371 amino acids. The transcript has a single exon. The record is from RefSeq and is a predicted model, not a curated record. Lineage: Eukaryota; Fungi; Ascomycota; Saccharomycetes; Saccharomycetales; Saccharomycetaceae.